AUGCUAAAACGCAAUGCUAGAAGUCCUGGAUUCAGGCAGUCAUGGCCUGAGCCUGUAGAUCUCCUCCUCCAUGGGACGCCACGGGACAGGUCAGGUGACAGCAAUAGUGGGAGAAGCUGUAGCACUCCUUCAACAAGAUCGCUCUCCCCUUCGACAAGGCCGGAAUUCAACGAGAGCAGGGAGGAGAAAUCUCUAUCGAGAUCUCCUUCACCGCCGACCAGCUCAAGAUUCAAUGAUAGUAAUCCGGAUAUACUGUCAUCACCGAGGGGUCCAGAAAACAACGACAGCAAAGCGGACGCAAUCUCACCACAAUUUCCCUUACCGCCAGGAAGCACGGAAUCCAAUGACAGCGGAGAGGAGAGAACUCCCCAAAGAUCUUUCUCACCCUCAAUGAGCGCGAAACCCAGUGAUAGCAUGGAGAAGAUAUCCUAUCCAAGCUAUGCCUCUCCCUCGCUAAGCUUAAAUCUUAAUGAUGACACAGAAGGGAAGUCUUCUCCGAGAACUCUCUCACCCUCAGCCAGCCCGAUAUCCAACAACAGCGCAGAGGGCAACUUCUCGGCGAGACCUCUCCAACUGUCCAUUGGUGACAUCCCCAAUCACAGUGAAGAGGAGAGACCAUUAUCAAAACCGGUAUUGCUUUUAGCCAGCCCGAAGCCCUGUGAUGGCACUGAAGAGAUAGGUUGCGCCAUAUCCUCAUCAGCUUCUUUGUCGCCGCCGAGCAGCCCAAGGCACAUUUCCAGCAAUAACGGCUCACCUCGCAACGAACCCUUAGAAGAAUCUUCGUCACGAUCCCACAGCCCCCGGCCCAGUGAAAGCAACGAUGAGACCCUUUGUAGCAGUUCCCUGGUGAAAGUCGUGUCGCCAUCAAUCAGCUCAAAGCAUAGUAUUAGCAGUGAUGGAUCAAUCUGCGGCGUUCCAUCACCAGGAAUUGCAUUCCCGUUGAUCAGCCCUUGGCCUAGUGACAGUAUUGAUGAGACUGUCUGCAAGUUCCCCUCGUCAAGAUCUGCCUCACCAUUGGUGUCACUGGAGCUUCGUCCUGAGGAGCAGAAAAAAGACUACCCAGGAAAUAAACUUCGAACUUCUACCUCGAUCCGCCUGCUUAGAAUUGAUGAGGUUUACGAUCAGACAAUGAUAAUAUCGUGCACUUUACAGUCAGUUGAUCUGGCGGACAGUCCUCGUUAUCGAACGCUUUCCUAUACCUGGGGACCUGCCACUAGAUCAGCUCGUCUUAAAGAUCAAGCUUUAUCUGAGAAGUACCAAGACCAGCAGAUCAUAUGCAACGACCAACCAUUCUUUAUCACGCGAAACUUGCGAGAUGCUCUGUGGCAAAUUCGGCAGUCAGGAUAUUCUGACUGGCUCUGGGUUGAUGCUAUUUGCAUAAACCAGCUUGAGGCCGAGGAGCGUGCACACCAGGUCUCCAUGAUGGGCCAGAUCUAUACUUGUGCUGUCGAAACUGUGGCUUGGUUGGGCAAGGAUGAAUCUGGAAUUGAAGACAUGAAAUGGGGGAUCGAGGUUAUGAUUCCCAAAAUGCUCCAACGUGGCCCUGCUUUCUGGGGCACCUGGCCGCUUACAGAUCUAGAGCUGAAGAACAUCUUCAGUGUAGGAGAUCUGAGCCAAAGAAUCACCGGCAUCCAAACGUUUCUGGCAACACGUCUAUGGUUCGAUAGGGCAUGGGUUGCCCAAGAAGUCGCCCUCGCACCCGCAGUUUGUAUUCUCGUGGGGAAUCGACAUUUCUCCUGGACGGAUCUGACCAAUCUGUCAAUUGUCCUCGCCAGGGUCUCAUGUGACAGCGAACUAAUUUCCGCAGAGCCAGAGCUGACCAAAGGCUACUCUUCCGCCAGAGCAUUCUUGGAGAACAUAAAUGCGCUGCGGGAUCUUAUCCCUCGUCACUCAGCUGGCUGCACGCCGUCGCCCACAGCCGAAAUGCAUGAAAUGUAUAGACUGUUGAACUCUAGGUAUGGCGCAAAUACGGAGCUGGAAGAGGCUGCUGCCUGGUUGGCGUAUCUUUUGUCUCUCAUUCGACACAUGCAGAGCACUGAACAACAUGAUAAGAUUUACUCCGUCAUAGGUUUAGCCAAACUAUUUUCUUCCAGCAUUGACGAGCUUAUCAUACCUGACUAUGGUCAACGGGUUGAAGAUGUAUACACCUCUUUGACGACAUCACUCCUACUCAACAGUCGGUAUCUCAGCCUCCUUGGCCAUGUCGGAGACAUCUCAGACAAGCAGUUCACAAAUCUUCCGUCGUGGGUGGUUGACUAUAGCACCAAUCGUCCUACGAAUCCAAUCCUAGACCUUGGCAAGAACAGAGCCACCCAUUUCGAUGCUUCUCUUACUUCAGAAUCGCCUCCAUUCCCAAGGAAGGUGGAAGGGACAAGGCUGACCCUCCUUGGCGCAAAGUUUGACGAGCUGAGUAUCAUCUCGCCAGCCACACCAACUCAAGUCAUUAAUGAUGUAUGUCAUUUCGAAGAGUUCAUGCAAUUUGUAGCCCAGCUACCGGACAGAUAUUUCGACGACCAAACCCGUACAGAGGUAUUAUGGCGAGCAAUGAUGAUGGACAGCGAAGAAACAUCGGAAAGCAUCUACCACCCCCCACCUUUAUCAUUUGCUAGGGGAUUCCAGGCUUGGAUCAUCCAUAUGAUCGGACGCUGGGUUGCUGACGCCGUGGGACAGGGUAUGGAAGUCAGUUUUGCAAAUGAGUCUGCAAGACAAUUCUUCGCCCAGCUCUAUCCUGAUUCUCAGGUAGAGGUGCCAGAAGAGAUACAGGGGGAUGCUGAGGCAUUUGCGUUAUACCACAAAAAACGAAUGCUCCCUUAUCUUCGUUCUAUAGAAGGUAAGGUAUUUGGCAGGAAGCUUUUCAAGACCAAGAACGAUCUGGUCGGCAUGGGAUUACGCUCUGUUCAAGCUGGUGAUCAAGUCUGGCUCAUCGGCGAUUCAAGGACGCCACUAAUCCUCAGGCGAAAGCCUGGUACCGAGGAUUUCUUACUUGUAGGAGAGGCAUAUCUCCACCGCUUCAUGCAUGGAGAGAUGCUCGAUAGUCGCUGGGAUCUUGCAAAGCACAUUGGACCUGUCACUCUUGUCUGA
Molecule: messenger RNA, 3081 nt
Organism: Endocarpon pusillum Z07020
Lineage: Eukaryota; Fungi; Ascomycota; Eurotiomycetes; Verrucariales; Verrucariaceae
Exons: 1
Coding region: 1-3081 (1026 amino acids)
Source: RefSeq, a predicted model, not a curated record